GGGUGACUACGUAAACAAACUGGUCUGUCAGACGGGUGGGUAGCAGAUGGUGCCAAUUGGCUGCAUAAAAAAAUUACAUAUAUCUACACUCAAUAAUCUUUCUGAAAAGGUAAUGAGUCGCAGAAUGUUGUUAGCUAACGAAAUUGUUUGUCAAUUUUGUUGGGUCUGGAAUUACUGUCACCCUAGCUAGCUAACGUCAACCGCAAACUAGCUAGCUAGCUAAUGUUAGCUUCUAGUAGUGAGCCAAACCCUAGUUCAAUGUAUCUCUACUCUGCUAAGGACCCAGUGGUCAGGUGUGUCCAUUGUAGAAUACUUAAUUAUGGUAUUUUUUGUAGCUAAGUUUACUGUUAAUAUUUAGCUACCAGAAGAAGCCUAGCUAGCUUUGUCAUGUCAUUGUGUCGCGUUUUUCGUGAAUUUAGAGCUAGCUAAUGUUAGCAAGCUAGUUAGAGUUUAGCUAAGCCCAUUACAUUGCAUUACAUCGUAGUAGGGAUAGUUAUACGAAUAUUUGGUUGUAAAGUAGCCAACUAGCGUGUUUAUAAAUCAGGAUGGUUAGCUACUAAUAACGUUGUAAUGUAACGUUGUAAUGUGGCUUCAAACAAAGUAAAGUGUAGGGCAGCUACACUAUUGGGAUUUGACACAGCUAGAAGGCCAUAAACAUUUUCACCAGUGUUUGUGGUCAUCCAUUAAAUUCCUCCUGUGUUGAUUUUCGUAUCAUGCAUUCCCAAUGUGAGUCGGGAGUCAAAAUCAUCAGGGAUAGGCAGAUUCUUAGGGGUUCAAACUCUUGUCAGAUUUCCAGUGUUGACCUUAAUUUUACGGUGGUAAAGGUGUAAACACUGCCAUAUGAAAUCAUAUUUUGAUACGCACAGGAAUUCACUAAGAUUUUCCGUGUGUGUAUUGAAAUGUGUCUUUACGCUAGCUACCUCUAUUAAACAUACAUUUUUAUCAAAUACCUCAACCUGAAUGUGGCCCAUAGUGUGUAGGCAUUCAACUUUGUCAAAGUCCUGAUAAAUAAAAAAUAGCCAUCAAGUUUGAUGUAGGCCUACUUCUGACUGUGGAUCUUUCUACCAUUCAGUCUUGUCAUUUUCCUGUUAUUCCCAGCCGUAUCCACGCUAGCCGUGAGGGAUGAGCCACCGGUCGGAACGUCGUGGGAUCCAUGUGGACCAGUCAGAGCUGCUGUGUACGAAGGGAUGUGGUUUCUAUGGCAACACGGCCUGGCAGGGCCUCUGCUCCAAGUGCUGGCGGGAGGAGUACCAACAAACCAGACACAAACAGAUCCAGGAGGACCAUGCACUGGCAGAGAGGUGUGGUUGUCAAUCUGAGCAAACUUGUUUUGCAUCAACCCCCAGCUGCUGGGCGGAGGUAGCACUCGAUUUUAAAUCUAGGAGCCCGGUGGCAAACACUGAAUGCCCUGCAUAAAAUUGAGGGGUGCAGUCGAAAACAAAACAAUAACAAAAUGCAGCUGUAACUUUUGAUCAUUGGUC
This is a messenger RNA of Oncorhynchus mykiss (rainbow trout), 1481 nucleotides long. RefSeq names its product Rab5 GDP/GTP exchange factor (gene rabx5). Gene Ontology annotation, cellular component: cytosol; endocytic vesicle. The record is from RefSeq and is marked provisional. Gene Ontology annotation, molecular function: small GTPase binding; DNA binding; guanyl-nucleotide exchange factor activity. Gene Ontology annotation, biological process: vesicle-mediated transport. Lineage: Eukaryota; Metazoa; Chordata; Actinopteri; Salmoniformes; Salmonidae.